Messenger RNA from Rhododendron vialii, 2478 nucleotides. RefSeq names its product putative pumilio homolog 8, chloroplastic. The coding region runs from base 429 to 2051 and encodes 540 amino acids. Lineage: Eukaryota; Viridiplantae; Streptophyta; Magnoliopsida; Ericales; Ericaceae. Gene Ontology annotation, biological process: post-transcriptional regulation of gene expression. The record is from RefSeq and is a predicted model, not a curated record. The transcript is spliced from 5 exons. Gene Ontology annotation, cellular component: cytoplasm. Gene Ontology annotation, molecular function: mRNA binding.
GAAGCAGCUCCAGGGUGACAGACACCCACCCCGCAGUAGCCCUUCCACCUACGCCUUUCCGCAUGUAAAUGUUUCCAUAAACUGCAUGCAUCCCCUCUCUCUCUCUCUUCAUUCUCUUCAGACUCAUAUCAAAUCAAAUCCCUUCCUCUCCCCCUCUCUCUUCCUCACUCUCCCACCCAUACAUACACAGAUACGGAAAAAAAUACAUACAUACAUACCUAAAAUCCCAAAUCCCAUCAACAUUGCCCAAAUCCCAUUUCAGCUUUUUGCUUUCUUCCUCAAUUUCUUCACUCAAAAACAGAUUGAAAAUUAAAUACCCAUUUAAAUCUCCACCCAAACCCCUAUAAAACCCCACUACAAAAUCCCGAACCCCUCCAAACCCUCUCUCUCUCGCUCUCUCUCUCUCUCUCUCGUGCGUUUUCUUGAAAAUGGAGAGAAGAAACCCUUCAUCACUCUCUAAUCAAAACUCAUCGUCGGAAAACUACUACCCAACUGACCGAAACACCCCUCCUGCCCUUGAUCAAACCCUAGAACCCUCUUUCUCUCGCCUCACCCUCUCCUCCUCCACGCCGCCGUUUCACCCCGAAGAUCUUGAUUACCUGAUCGGCGCCGAGGGUUACUCGACUCAGGGGCUUAGGGUUCAGAGUGCGGUGGACGGUCAGAUGGGUUUUGGGUUUGGUGGGUCCGGCUGGAAUCCGACGGUGGGGCCCCAGAUGGGUCCGUAUCCGACGGCUGAGAGCCAGCCGUGGCAGAUAUCCAAGGGGGUUAACGUUAGUUCUCCGUUUGGGUUUAACCAAGGGCUUGGAUUGGUGGGUGAGGGUGGCUCUGGGUCCCACGCAAGCAGGGCCUACUCUCACAGUUUCUUUGACCCAGCCCUUUUCCAGUGCCCUACUGAUCAUAAUCUUGGUGGGUCUUUCUUGCAACCCAAGAAACAAUUGGGAAACCAAAUCCCAAUUCUGCCCUUUUCUAACAAAAGCAAUUUUCUUGAUAAUUUUGUGCCUAUGAACUCAUAUAAUAAUCUGGGUACUAGAAGUUUGAAUCAAUUUCCACAGUUCUUGAACGGUUAUUCGCUGAAGGAUUUGCGUGGUCGGAUUGUUAGCUUGGCGAAAGACCAAUACGGGAGUAGGUUGUUGCAAACAGAGUUUGAGGACCCUGGAGAGGACGAAAUUGAGAUGGUGUUGAUGGAGGUGAUAGACCAUGUGGGUGAGCUGAUGAAGGAUCAGUUUGGGAACUACAUUGUUCAGAAGCUUGUGAAGGUGUGCAAUGAGAGACAGAGGACUCUAAUGGUUUUAGCAUUAACCAAGAUUCAGAAUCAACUCAUUAGUAUAUGUCUCAACCCCCACGGAACUAGAGUUGUGCAGAGAUUGUUGGAGACUAUUGAUAGCCAACGGCAAAUUUCCUUGGUUUUGUCAGCUCUGAGCCCUGGUGCCGUAGUAUUGGCCACUGACCCAAAUGGACAUCAUGUGAUCCAGCAGUGCUUGAUUCAUUUCUCAAAUGAAGAUAAUAAGUAUCUUCUCAAUGGGAUAGCGGAUAACUGCUUGAAAAUCGCAACCAACAAACACGGGUGUUGUGUGCUACAGGCAUGUGUGGACCACUCUCAAGGAGAAUACAGAGAAAGCCUCGUGGCUGAGAUAAUAGCACAUGCUAUUCACCUAGCUGAAGAUCCUUAUGGCAAUUAUGUGGUACAACAUUUACUGGGACUCAAGAUACGAGAAGUCACAGAGAAUCUUGUGAAGCAGUUUGAAGGAAGUUUUGUAUCUCUAUCAUGCAACAAAUACGCUAGUAAUGUGAUGGAGAAAUGUUUGACUGAAGCAGGAGAAGAGGUAUCUUCGCAGAUUCUUUUGGAGUUUCUUAGAAGUCCGGAUGUUUCGAUGCUUCUAAUUGAUCCUUUUGGAAACUUCGUCAUUCAGUCAGCAUUAUCGGUGUCUAAGGGUGUUAUCCGUAGUGCUUUGCUUAACGUAAUCAGGGCUAACGCUGCCAUCUUGCGUACCAAUAUGUAUGGGAGGAAGGUCCUUGACCGGCUUGACAAGAUCAAGUCACAUCAUGCUUAGCCAUUAACAAGCUGGCCAGUCAGUUCUUACAGAAAUUCACUGACACUGGAUGGGUAACUGACAUUAUACGUCUUUGUUCUUGCUUAUCUGUAUUUUCAGAGAUCUCUUAGGUUCGGUAUGUUGUGCUUAUAAAUUUCAUUACCAAUGUGACAUUAUGUAGUGUAUUUGUGGGUAUUCGAACUAGUUUGUACCCUGCGAGCGAGUAGGCAUUAAAAUGAAGGAUUGAAGACGACUGGAAAUGACGGAAUAAUCUGUACUGUAGAAUCAGAGUGCUUCCUGUUGUUCAAUGUUAUACCUUAAAAAGUGUAAGCUUUUUUGUGUUUUUUGUAAGAUUAAGGUUUAUUUGUACUAAGUAAUUGUUUUUUUUUUCUGUGGAACAGACUUUUAGGACCCAUUACCGUUAUUUGUACACAUGGUGGGCUUCUUG